Molecule: messenger RNA, 1382 nt
Organism: Hippocampus comes (tiger tail seahorse)
Lineage: Eukaryota; Metazoa; Chordata; Actinopteri; Syngnathiformes; Syngnathidae
Gene: glt8d2
Product: glycosyltransferase 8 domain containing 2
Exons: 10
Coding region: 81-1151 (356 amino acids)
Cellular component (GO): Golgi apparatus
Molecular function (GO): glycosyltransferase activity
Source: RefSeq, a predicted model, not a curated record
CCUCGACAUGGACCUUGAGCAGCAUGCUGGAACCCUUUCCUUCUGACUUUUGCACAUGACCUAGAACGCAACCAUGAACCAUGGCUCUUCUGAGAAAAAUCAAUCAGAUCCUGGUGAUGCUGCUGGUGCUGAUGCUGUACUUGCUCCUGCACAGCUCGCUACUCAGAGCCUCCAGUCGGCACCAAAUUUCAGGUCAAUGGAAGAAACUAGGUGAUAGCCCGAUGAAAGAAAUUGAUCGUGUCAUCCCCGUCGUCAUCUGCGCGUCGGAGGAGCGGAUGGGCGCAACCAUGGCAACCAUCAACAGCAUCCACAGCAACACAAAUGCGAACGUGCUCUUCUAUAUUGUUACGCUACGGGAUGCUGUUACACUGACCAGACGUUACAUCGAGGAAACCCAAUUAAAAGGCAUCAAAUAUAAGAUCUUGGAGUUUAAUCCGAUGGUUCUGAAGGGGAAAGUGAAGCCGGACUCCGCCAGACCGGAUCUACUACAUCCACUCAACUUUGUGCGCUUUUACCUACCGAUGCUUGAGGUGAACCACGAGAGGGUCAUAUACUUAGACGAUGAUGUCAUUGUACAGGGUGAUAUUCAGGAUCUGUUCGAAAUCAAACUAAAGCCGCAACACGCAGCUGCCUUCGCCACCGACUGUGACCUGCCCUCCACUCACGAGAUGGUGCGCAGCGUUGGCAUGCAGACAACCUACAUGGGCUUCCUGGAUUACAGAAAACAAGAAGUGAAAGACCUCGGCAUCAAUCCCAAUGAUUGCUCCUUCAACCCCGGUGUGUUUGUGGCGGAUAUGCGCGAAUGGAAAAAGCAAAAGAUCACCAAACAGCUCCAGAAGUGCAUGGAGGACAAUCUCAAACUAAACAUCUACAGCAGUGCGAUGGCAGGCGGUGUGGUCACACCACCUAUGCUCAUUGUUUUUCAUGGCAAAUACACAGUGCUGGACCCAAUCUGGCAUGUCAGACAUCUUGGUUGGAGUCCAGAUUCUGGCUAUCCCGAGAGCUUCCUGCGGAAGGCGCAGCUACUGCACUGGAACGGCCCAUUCAAACCGUGGGGGUACCCAGCUGUUCACACGGAACGCUGGGAGAAAUGGUUCAUCCCAGAUCCGUCUGGGAGGUUCUCCUUGAUGAGGCCGGAGAGCGAUAAUUAAUGUGGAACAUACCAUAUAUGGGUAACAGAGGGAGGGGCUAAUGCUCUAUUUAUUUGCAUGCAGGAACUGAGCCCUAUAUUAUUGUACUAUUUAUAUAGAUAAUAUAUACAAUACUACUUUUGAGUCGAAUGUGGUUAUUCAAUAGGAUUUUUUUUUAAUUUUAUUCAGUUUUAGUUCUACUGCUGUAACACCUGAAUUUCCCCUCUGGGAAUCAUUAAAGGAUCUUAUCUU